UUGGCCUGGUGCUUGGACGACUUGAUGGCGAAGCACUGGGUAAUAAGCUUGGGAUGGAACUCGGAUCAUUGCUAGGUGCCUGGCUAGCACUUGGAUUGUAGCUCGGUUGACCACUAGGCUCAGUACUCACUGAGGGAGCUCCACUCGGCAAGUUGCUUGGAUUCGAGCUUGGGGUGCUGGAUGGUAAGUAGCUUGGUGUGGCAGAUGGCAGGGAACUUGGUGGGUAGGAUGGUUGGUGGCUUGUGCUGGGACUGUGGCUUGGCGCACCACUGGGACGAAGACUGGCUGUGGGAGAUGAGCUUGGCCUGGCGCUUGGACUACUUGAUGGUGAAGCGCUGGGUAAUAAGCUUGGGGUGGCACUUGGAAUGGCCCCCGGAUCACUGCUAGGUGCCUGGCUAGCACUUGGAUUGGAGCUUGGCUGGCUGCUCGGGAGAGCGCUGGCUGUUGGAUUUGUGCUGGGACGGCUUGAUGGGAUACUAGAUGGGACAAAGCUGGGGAAAUUGGAUGGUAACGUGCUUGUUGUAGGCGUGCCAGAAGGCAUAGUCGAACGAACCAGGGACGGUUGAGCUGAAGGCACAAUGGAAGGCACAGAGGAGGGUGGAACUGAAGGUACAACCGAAGGCGAAGUUGAUGGGGCGGAUGACGGCGUACCGAAAACCGCUGUGCGCACAUCUACAACCAAAACCGAUUGGGCAGUUUUGGUCACAACGAAUUCAGUAAAGAGAGCCUCGCCCACUUGCUGACUUUCGUAAUACACAUCAGACUUGUACGGCGUGACGGUCACUGUAACAUACACGGAAUCAUCAAUUUGGAGGUCGCCGCUUGCCAAAAAGACACCAGACUCGUAGUUCCCAUUCCCCUGGUCUAUAUAUGUGGAAAUGUUUGUACCACCUCUAUCGACCUGGAUGAUGAAAUCCAAUGUGUCAAAAGGAUAAUCAACCUGGGCAAUGAUUGCAAGCGACGACUCGGAAAUCGUAAAACUGUUAUCUUGUGCGACAGAUUGAAUUUCGUUGUUGCUCCCAUCGGACAGAGUAAGAUCAGCUGUAAAAGGGGGGGGAUUCACAGUGAAGAGCACUUCGUGGGGUGUGCCAGCCACGGACCCCUUGUAUGGGGUAGCUUUCACACGAAAUGUGGCGCUAUCUUCCGUAUUCCACAAUUCACCGUAGUCUGUCCCCGACACAAACUGUUGGUCGGACAAGCCAAGGGAAAUUUCGAAAUAGACGCUCACUGAUGAAUCGUCGACGUCAGCCCUAAUACCAAGCGAUGACGCAGAAGUUGUGAAUUCAUUCUCAGGACUGAAGAAAAUGCUUGGUUCGUCAAAGUCAUACAAGGUAAAACCAGUGACGGAAAAGGAACCAGUAGGCGCUGAGGAAGGAGAUGUGCUGGGAGGCUGGGACGGCAACGAACUUGGUGUCCAUGACGGCAAGAAGCUUGGUGUGGAUGACGGCAUCAAACUUGGUCCCGCAGACUGCAAGGAGCUUGGUCCCACAGACGGCAAGAAGCUUGGUGUGGAUGACGGCAUCAACUUGGUCCCGCAGACUGCAAGGAGCUUGGUCCACAGACGGCAAGAAGCUUGGCGUCGAUGACGGCAUCAAACUUGGUCC
Messenger RNA from Seminavis robusta, 1604 nucleotides. Lineage: Eukaryota; Bacillariophyta; Bacillariophyceae; Naviculales; Naviculaceae. The record is from the annotation of a GenBank genome assembly.